CCCAGUGCGAUGGUGAUCCGCAGCAGCAUGGAAUAUCAAAACCACCGUUGUCAACUAAUUUAAUUUGCUAGCUUGUCAAGUAGUGUGCUAGCUAAAUAGUUACCCAUUUAAUUCUUCAUCGUGUUGGACGAUUUGUUAAGUGCCUCGACAGUAGUUUUGUAGGACAGCUGGCUACGAUUGAAACGGAGUGCAGCAAUGGAAGGUAUUAUAAUGGACGACGAAGAUGACUGCCCAGAACUGGUUCCUAUCCAAACUAAACAAAAUAUCUCGACAGAGCAAAUUCCAGUCACUAUAAUCACUGGAUACUUAGGUGCUGGGAAGACGACCCUUUUGAAUUAUAUUUUAACAGAGCAGCACAACAAGAGAAUCGCUGUAAUACUCAACGAAUUCGGAGAAGGUAGCGCUGUGGAGAAGUCCCUUGCUGUCAGCCAGGCAGGAGAGCUGUACGAAGAGUGGCUGGAGCUGAGGAAUGGCUGCCUCUGUUGCUCGGUCAAGGACAAUGGUUUGAAAGCCAUUGAAAACCUGAUGGAGAAGAAGGGAAAAUUUGACUACAUCUUACUGGAGACCACUGGACUGGCAGACCCAGGAGCUGUAGCCUCCAUGUUCUGGGUGGACGCGGAGCUCGGGAGUGACAUUUAUCUGGAUGGUAUUGUCACCGUCAUCGACGCCAAACAUGGAAUGCAGCAACUUACUGAGCAGAAACCAGAGGGUUUGAUCAAUGAGGCAGCCAGACAGAUUGCACUGGCUGACCUGACCAUCAUCAACAAGAUCGACCUGGUGGGCGAGGAGGGACUGGGUGCGCUCAGAGAGACGGUGAGGUCUAUCAAUGGGCUUGUCAGAAUCAUAGAAACAGAGAGGUCAAGAGUUGACCUAUCGCAAGUGUUAGAUCUGCAUUCCUUCGAUAACAAAGAUAGCACAAGUUUGCAGGAAAAGUUACAGCUUGUCAAAACGACGCGGCCACAUCUCGACAAGAGCAUUCUUACAGUGACAUUUGAGGUGCCUGGCAGUAUUUCAGAGGAUGUCUUAAAUGUAUAUAUUCAGAACCUUUUAUGGGAGAAAACCUUCAAAAACAAAGCUGGGCUGGUCAUGAACGUCAUACGAUUAAAGGGGAUUGUUUCGCUGCGGGACAAGGCCCAUCAGGUGAUGCUGCAGGGGGUCCAUGAGCUGUAUGAGCUGGAGGAGACCCCCCAGAAGUGGGGCGAGUCAGAGCCCAGGGUCAACCGCCUGGUCUUCAUCGGGAGGAACCUUGACCAGGAGGUGCUUGAGGAGCAGUUUAUUGCAACGGUUCUGAACGAGGAGGGCAGGGAGACGUAGGAGGGGGUCUGUCCUCCUCGCCCCGGUGGUAGCCUAUGUGGUAAACCACAGAUAAAUCCCCAAUAUUAACCUCACAGUACAUCAGAGAUGCACAGCAACAGCCUGCCAACAUCCAACUCCAUAACUGGGAAUAAUGAAUCAUGAGCCAUUUAUGUCAUCCUUGAGAAGGACAUAUACUGAGC
This is a messenger RNA of Megalops cyprinoides (Indo-Pacific tarpon), 1496 nucleotides long. RefSeq names its product COBW domain containing (gene zng1a). The record is from RefSeq and is a predicted model, not a curated record. The transcript has 16 exons. Lineage: Eukaryota; Metazoa; Chordata; Actinopteri; Elopiformes; Megalopidae. Gene Ontology annotation, cellular component: cytoplasm. The coding region runs from base 196 to 1314 and encodes 372 amino acids.